AUGAUAGCUAGUCCAACUACCAAUUCACCUAUCCAAUCAUCUCCACCAUCUUAUCUAAUGGAGAUGAUUAAAGUCGUCAACAUUUCACCUAGAAAGAAUAACAACAGUAGUAGUAGUAAUAAUAGUAAUAAUAGUAGUACCAGUAAUAGUUUCAACAAUAAUAAUAAUAGAUUACCUCAUAUUUUAGAAUACAAAAUAUUAGAUCACUUUUGGAAUGAUACAAUUGUAACUGAUAGUUCAUUGUUUAGUGAUAACAAUAAUCAAAAUCAAAAUCAACAAACAACUAGGAAUAAUAAUAAUAAUAAUAAUAGACCUCUAACUGAAAUAAUAAUUCAUUCAAGUAAAAAAGAUUUAAUGGAUAGUUCAUUGGUUUGUUGGAGAUGGUUUAAUCAUUUAUAUAAAUUAUAUAGUACAUCUCCUUCUUUUGUUUAUGGUGAUGAAUUAUUUUUAGAUGAGUCAACCAAUAAUACAAAUAAUAAUAAUAAUACAAAUAUAAAUACAAAUAACAAUUUAUUUAAUCAAUCAUGUAAAUUUAAACAUUAUAGAAUUGAUCAUUAUUGUGAUCAAUUUACCGACGAUUCACUUGUACAUUUCAACGAUGACCAAAGAAAACAUUUGUUUUCUAAUUUAACCAAACUCGAUAUAUUCAACUACCUCUUCUUUGAUGGGUUAAAGAUGCCAAAUGGAAGAAGGUCACUACCCGAGGGCUACGCUAAAAAGAAGGCGUCAUCGAGUAAAUUGAUCAAUGGUGCUGGAACUGACAGUAUCAUCCUAUUCAAAGCUAAUUUGGCAAAAGUGAUUGGAGAUAUGGGCAAGCCAUUACAAUCGAUUAGUUAUAUACACGACAAGGAGUAUCUUGAUCAAACAUUGGCUCAAAUGAUCAACGAACCAAAAUGCUACCAACAACUACAAAACUUAUUUGUAUUUGCAUUGUUGCCAUCAGACAUGGUGAUUGAAAAGGUGGAAUCGUUUAUUCGAUUGGCAUCAAAUACUCUUACUAAAUUGGUUGUAGCACUUUGGAUACCGAUCGACAAGGUUGAAGCGAUUCUUCAACUAAACUUUCCACAUCUCUUGGAACUUGGGUUUGGCAAACAUGACUUGUUCAGAUUCCCCUUUAAAUUGGUGAAUCGACAUGCAGCACUUCAUACCUUUUCAUUUCAUUCUCAACAAGACUAUAGAGGUAGUGUGUCGGGUGGAUUAAUAGACUUUUUCAAUACUACAACGAUCGAGUUUCUCAAAACUCCCAUGUUGCAUGCUUCCGAAUACGACUGUCUCGUCAACAACAAGGCAAUCAAAAAGUGGGAAAUGUCAACUCUAUUCUCCAACGGACAGACCUAUGGAUUCAAACCAUCACAUCUCCAAUACCUAUCACUCAAGAUAUACUAUCCAACCGUGUCGAUCAGCUUCAAUAUAUCCAACCCUAACAACUCACCAACACAACUCACCUGUUUAAUGGUAGAAACAAGUCCAGAUUCCAUACCAAAUCUCUUGUCAUUCCUACCACUCUGUAAAUCUCUAGAAACUCUUUCAAUUAAAACAUAUAUAGAAAAUAGAAAGAAGAAAUCUCUAAAAUCAACUCCUUUUCAAAAUAUGAUUGGAGAUAAAACAUUUUUUGAUUUGCUUUUAGAUUAUAUUCCAUCGUUGAGGUUAUUACAUAUGGAUAGACAUUCAUUUGAUCUACCAUUAUUUAAUAACCUUGAAUCAUUUUUUGGCAAUCAUAAAGAAAUCCAAGUUGUAACAUUUGAUUUUAUUUCCAACGAUAGUAUUCCAUCGGAAAUUCAAUCGAAAUUGUAUCAUCCAUAUUUUAGAAUUAUAGUACAAACAAAAUUUAAAUAUACUUUUAAAAAAGAACCUAUUACUACUUUACCUAAUCCAUUCAUUCAACAACCUCAACAACAACAACAACAACAACAACAAAAUAUAAUUGAGGAUAAUAAUAAUAAUAAUAAUAUUAAUAAUAUAAAUAAUGUUUCAUCUCCGUCAUCAUCACCACUACUUUUAGUUGAUAUUAAUGGAAAUGAGAGAGUUAAGUUACUCUAUGCAGAUUCAAUUAUCUAUUCAACCAGAUUUCUUAUUAAUACAAAUAUGAAUGAAUCUACAAUAAUACGUCACCAGACAGCAAAUACUCUCUAG
Cavenderia fasciculata is the source of this 2133-nucleotide messenger RNA. RefSeq lists its product as uncharacterized. The transcript is spliced from 3 exons. Bases 1 to 2133 code for a protein of 710 amino acids. Lineage: Eukaryota; Evosea; Eumycetozoa; Acytosteliales; Cavenderiaceae. The record is from RefSeq and is a predicted model, not a curated record.